This is a messenger RNA of Xiphophorus couchianus (Monterrey platyfish), 3649 nucleotides long. It is a transcript of the gene gja3, whose product is annotated as gap junction protein, alpha 3. Gene Ontology annotation, cellular component: connexin complex. Gene Ontology annotation, biological process: cell-cell signaling. Bases 1003 to 2403 code for a protein of 466 amino acids. Gene Ontology annotation, molecular function: gap junction channel activity. The record is from RefSeq and is a predicted model, not a curated record. The transcript has 2 exons. Lineage: Eukaryota; Metazoa; Chordata; Actinopteri; Cyprinodontiformes; Poeciliidae.
GCCCAGACAUGGGUGGAAAAGGGUCCCAGCUCCGUUUAACCGAGCAACAUCUGCGUCUCCAGGCCGACGCUCCAUAAACUGACAACAAACAGAGGGCAACUUUUUCUUCUUCUUAUUAUAUUACUGUUACGAGAAUACGAUAAACUACUUAUAGCCCCAGGACAGACCAGGGAGCUGGAAAAGUUAGUCCGUGAGUGGUUUUUUUUUUUUUUUUUUCUUUUUGCGGCAACAUUUAAAACAAAAAAAGAGCUGAUGAAAUUAUCAGAGAAGUAAGACUUCGGGGAGCCGCUCAGCAGGAGGUCUCGACGCUUUUCCGACCAUGCCACCGCUGACGGGCUGAUGGAUUUCAUCUUCCUGUGUCACUUUGACAUCUUCAAAGGUAUGACGGACAAACGAGCCGAAACUCUCCCUCCCUCUGGUCGUCAGGAGGGAGUUAAUGAAGAAAUCUGAAGGUAAUUAAGAGCAGCUCCGGGGUUUUACUGAACAACUGAGGGACAAAACGGCCUGACAAAGCUUGUGGCGCUUAAAGGGAGUCUGGGCACUCUGGCACACUCUGCAUUGUGAGUCUGGCACGUAUGCCUUUGUAUUUGAACCUGACUCUGUUCGGCUGGUGGGCCUUAAAUGCCGCUAAACUUUGCUGAAUUUGAGGUUUUGCCAGUGAAAAGUUACCGCAAAGUGGAAAGGAAAACUUCCUGACCCAGUGAGGGUAACCUCUGUGGGAUUCCUUUAUGUCUUGCAAAGUUUACAGCAGGUAACAAGCAGAGUGUCUUCAGUAAUCAUCCGUUUCCUGUUUCUUGAUGUUGUUUUGUACUUUAGUGUUCAACUGCGGUGUGAGUCCAGCUUUUUAUUGCAAAGACUCGAAAGGCCUCAGUAAUUUGAUGUUCGACGAAUGCUUUCUCUUCUAGGUGUCAAACGGGUUGUGAACCUUAGUCGAUGGAUUUGUCACCUUUAAUUCAAGAGGUUUUCACCUGUACUUUCUCCGUAGGCUAGAAACGUGGAAGCAUGGGCGACUGGAGCUUUCUGGGGCGGCUGCUGGAGAAUGCUCAGGAGCACUCAACAGUCAUCGGCAAAGUCUGGCUGACCGUCCUCUUCAUCUUCAGGAUCCUGGUGCUCGGCACCGCGGCCGAAGAGGUCUGGGGCGACGAGCAGUCCGACUUCACCUGCAACACCCAGCAGCCCGGCUGCGAGAACGUCUGCUACGACGAGGCCUUCCCCAUCUCGCACAUCCGCUUUUGGGUGCUGCAGAUCAUUUUCGUGUCCACGCCGACCCUCAUCUACCUGGGCCACGUGCUGCACAUCGUCCGCAUGGAGGAGAAGCGGAAAGAGAAGGAGGAGGAGAUGCGCAAAGCGAACAGGUUCCAAGAGGAGAAGGAACUCCUUUACAGAAACGGCGGCGACUCUGGAGGCGGCGGGAAGAAGGAGAAGCCGCCCAUCAGAGACGAGCACGGCAAAAUCCGCAUCAGAGGUGCGCUGCUGCGCACCUACGUGUUCAAUAUUAUUUUCAAGACCCUGUUUGAAGUGGGUUUCAUUUUGGGCCAGUAUUUCCUGUAUGGCUUCCAGCUGAGGCCCCUGUACAAAUGCGCACGUUGGCCGUGCCCCAACACUGUUGACUGCUUCAUAUCAAGGCCCACUGAAAAGACCAUUUUUAUUAUAUUUAUGCUUGUGGUGGCUUGCGUGUCUCUUUUGCUGAAUUUGUUAGAGAUCUAUCACCUCGGAUGGAAGAAACUCAAGCAGGGCAUGACGAAUGAGUUCGUCCCUGACAGCGAGUCGCUGCAGCGCACCGACGCUGAAGAGCCUCAGUGUUUGGCCUCAGUCUCCAGAACUGUCCCAUCCAGCCUCAGCUACCCUCCCAACUACAUAGAUGUGACGGCAGGCAGCGGGGCGUUCUUGCCACCUGUAAAGCCGGCGGCAAUGGCUUCAGCAGCGGAGUUCAAGAUGGGUGACCUUCAGCAGGAAGAGUCCCUUCGCCAGUCUUCUUCCCCUUCUCAGUACUACAUCAGCAACAACCACAGGCUGGCCACGCAGCAGAACUGGGCCAACUUGGCCACCGAGCAGCAGACUCGGGAGAUGGGUUCCCCGUCGCCAUCCUCGUCUUCUUCUGCCAACAAUGAGAACGAACAGCAGCAGAUGCCGGCUGGUGCUGCGCUGCUUCUUCCCAGCAACAACACCAACAGCAAUGCCAACACCACCAACAACGCCGCCUCAGGCAGCACCGGCGGCAGCAGCCCAGCCACCGACAGAGGCGGCGGAGGAGGCAACAACACACAGAAGGAGGUCCACCGCACCAUCACGACGGUGGAGAUGCACGAGCCUCCGCACAUGGCCAGUACAGACCCUCGGCGGCUCAGCCGGGCGAGCAAGAGCAGCAACGUCAGGGCCAGGCCAAGCGACCUGGCUGUCUAGAAGUGCUUUGGCCCUUUAGGGUCCCCCCACCCCUCCAACAGCACCUCCGGCUUCCUUCUACCACGCCCUCAAACACUGAUUGUUAAACACGCAAGGAAAGCAUUACAUUCUUGCUUUAGGUAGGAACCAGAUCUAAGAAAAAUACAAAAAGACAAAGUAACAAGAGGCAGGAAAGCAAAUCAGCAUAAAAUGUAGCUGCUAGUAUGGAAUCACUUCCCCAGACAGAAGGGUCCGACUUCACCCAUCGCUCCCUAGCCCCACCAAUCUAAGUCCUUUUCUGGCUUUCAAAUAUUUGAUCCCAUGGCCUAACGCAAACUAAAUUUACUAGUCAUUAGCUAUAACAGACAGGUUUUCAUUUGUAAGUGCGACAGCUGCCACCACGUGAGAACCGGGAAGGGUGUCGGACUCUGGGGAUUCAGGGUGGUGUUGAGAGUCUUGGGUCAAAUACUAUCGUCUCCAGCUGUAGCCUUUUAGUGCAAUCGGUGAAUUGUAGAGCUGCUUAUGUAAGGUUUGUUAAGACUGUGCACAAAAAGUAUGAUCACACCUUUUAACAAAAAGCAGAAGGUAAAAUUCUAUGUUGUUAAAGGCACAUUUUAGAAACGUGGUUUGGUGGAAGACUUAGUGGUGCUUCACUCUUAUUUGUUGGUGCAAACUGACAUAUUUUCCUAAUGUCUGUGUGAAGAUGAUGAGAUUCUGACAUUAAAUAACGCUAUGUCCACGUCAUCUAAAGCUGGUUAUUAGCUUGACUAUCUGUUCAGGUAGCAAGCCUAUCCGGUCAGCCGCUUCAGGCAUGCCACUUGUUGUCGUUUUAGAACAGAACUGCCUUCAUAAGAGGGAUUGCUGGUGCUGAUUUCAGUUUCCAAUACCAUGAUACUUUUCUGUAAGUGAGGGAAACGUGUAGUGGCUUUGUCUUGGCCAGCUGCCCAGCAGUGCACAGCAACAAGUGGGAGAGAAAGCACCGGUCACUUUGGCACUUUCUCUGAGAUUUCAUUAAGAUGAUUUAAAUAGUAGGAGGGGUAUAAGAGAACAUUUUAGUGCUUUAGAAAACUUAAAAACCCUGGUUUUCUUUGAUACGGCCUAAUAGUGAAUGAAAAAUUGCAUUUCAGCUGCAGGAAGCAAAAUGUCAGUGCUCUAUGUUAUGUUAUUGCAAUUCAUGUUAGCUUUUUUUUAUUUUUAUUUUUUUAUUUAUUUUCUCCGAAGAGUUUUUAACGGCGCUAGUGGCUUGUAUUUUUCUACAGUAGGCUGA